AGGGGCGUGGCCAGGACCGGAGUUCCGUGUGCGCGCGCCGAUGACGUAAGCACGGCGCCGAGGCAGCGGUUGGGCCCGAGCGGCGGCGCCUGGAAGAUGACGCGGACGGCGCGCUGAGAAGAGUUCCGGGGUGCAGACAUGGCGUGCGGCGGCCGGAGGCCGGAGCACCGAGGACCCCCCGAGCUGUUUUACAACGAAGAUGAGGCCCGGAAGUACACGCACAACUCACGGAUGAUUGAAAUCCAGACACAGAUGUCAGAACGGGCAGUGGAGCUUCUCAGUCUGCCGGAGGACCAGCCCUGCUUCCUCUUGGAUGUUGGUUGUGGUUCUGGUCUCAGUGGUGACUUCAUCUCAGAGCAGGGGCACUACUGGGUGGGCAUCGACAUUAGCUCUGCCAUGCUGGAUGUGGCUGUGGAUCGAGAAGUGGAAGGUGACCUGCUCCAGGGGGACAUGGGUCAGGGCAUCCCCUUCAGACCAGGGUCAUUUGAUGGUUGUAUUAGCAUUUCCGCUGUCCAGUGGCUUUGCAACGCUGACCAGAAGACACACAACCCUGCCAAGCGCUUGCACCGCUUCUUUUCAUCGCUUUAUUCUGCUCUGGCCCGAGGAGCUCGAGCCGUCCUGCAGUUGUAUCCUGAGAAUGCUGAGCAGUUGGAGCUGAUCACAGCCCAGGCAAUGAAAGCUGGUUUCACUGGAGGUAUGGUGGUGGACUUCCCCAACAGUGCUAAAGCCAAGAAGUUCUUCCUCUGUCUAUUUGCUGGCACCUCGGGUGCGUUGCCCAAGGGCCUGGGCACCGAGUGUGGAGAUGGACAGGAGGUGAAAGAGUCCAAGUUCUCCAAUGAAAGGAUGCGGUAUAAGACGGCAAAGGGGAAGUUGGUGAAGAAGAGCCGAGACUGGAUCCUUGAGAAGAAGGAGCGGCGGCGGCGGCAGGGCAAGGAGGUCCGAGCUGACACGCGCUACACUGGCCGCAAGCGGAGGCCCCAUUUUUGAGCUGCUGCUCACGUCCUUCGGAGCCAGCCUCGAGCUCACUCCCUUUGCUAUUUGGGCAGCUUCAGCUUGGCUCCUUCGUCUGCCUCAGUCCAGCCUUUGCUGCAGCCUGGCCUGCUGCUGGGUUAUCCACCUCCCGGGAGAGCAAGGCCGAGAUGCCUGUUGGAUCCUGAGGCCACAGAACUGGGCCCGAGGUUUGCAG
Messenger RNA from Dromiciops gliroides (monito del monte), 1186 nucleotides. It is a transcript of the gene BUD23, whose product is annotated as BUD23 rRNA methyltransferase and ribosome maturation factor. The transcript has 12 exons. Lineage: Eukaryota; Metazoa; Chordata; Mammalia; Microbiotheria; Microbiotheriidae. The record is from RefSeq and is a predicted model, not a curated record. Gene Ontology annotation, cellular component: nucleolus. Gene Ontology annotation, molecular function: rRNA (guanine) methyltransferase activity. The coding region runs from base 139 to 987 and encodes 282 amino acids. Gene Ontology annotation, biological process: rRNA (guanine-N7)-methylation.